AUGACUCACCCCAAAGAUCCUCGUAUGUGCCGCGACCAGCUCACUCGAACAGCCCGAUCCACGGAGCCACUUGGGUCGCUGGCAAGCAGCAUCUGUACUGUUGGCAGGAGUGACCAGAAUAAAAACAGCAACACCAGACAUAGAGAAGGAAAAAAGCAAAAUUACAAGCUUGUGGUAAUUAGUGAGUCGAGAAUAAAACCAGCUGAUCGGGAGAGGGGUGUGCAUUUUGGAGCGAGAUGGCUAACAGAAACAUUCUGUUGCUCUUCUUUGGACUCGUUUCUCCUUGCACUGAUUCAGCCCUCUCUUCAAGGAGGUGUUUAUGUACCACAAGGUGCUGGGAUUGGACCAGGAGGAACUGGACCAGGAACUGGAUUCUUUCCAGGGUCUGCUGGAGGAGUCCCUGCAGGCUAUAAACCAGCUAAAGCUGCAGGAGGUUAUGGAGGAGGAGGACGUGGGGUCUCGGGUGGUCUGGUGCCAGGAGGUGUUGGGCCUGGUGGCUACGGCAUUGGACUGGGAGCAGGUCAAGGAAAGCUUCCUAAACCAGGUUAUGGCAAUCUAGGUGUUGGUGGUCUUGGAGGUGGUGGCCUUGGAGCUGGAGGACAUGGAGGACAUGGAGGACACGGAGGAGGUGGUUAUGGAGGAUAUGGAGGUGGAGGCACAGGGGGCUUCUUCCCAGGGGGCUUGGGACAGAAGGCUGCUAAAAGAGGUGCAGGAGGCUCUCUGCUACCACAUGGAGGAACUGGAGGAAUUGGGAUUGGGACUGGAGGAGUUCCUGGAGCACCUGUUAUUCCUCAGACUGGCCUUCCAGGAGGGGCUGCUGGUGGAGCUGGGAAGAAAGCUGCCAAAGUGCCAGGUGUGGGUGUGCCUGGACUUUAUCAAGGCGGACUUGUUCCAGGACAAGGAUUUGGUGGACGUGGAGUUCUGCCUGGAGUGGCCACGGGCAGUGACCUGAAUCCCAAAUCAAUUGGAGUGGGAGGACAAGGAAAUCAAGGACCAGGAGGCCGGGGUUAUGGUGGACCCAUGCAGCCAGGAGUGUUCCAUGGAUACCCACUCAAAUCACCCAAAGUUCAAGGUGCAUAUGGUUCAAAACCUGGAGGCGGCAAACUUCCAUUUGGUUAUGGUGGCUUUGGUACUGGUGGCACUGGACUUCCAGGAGGACAAGGUGGCGCUGGGUCAAGGCCUGGUUAUCCAGUUGGAACUGGAGUGGGUCCUGGAGGCAUCUCACCUGCUCAGGCUAAAGCUGCCAAAUAUGGUGUUGGAGGUGUUGGAGGUGUUGGAGGUGUUGGUGGUGUUGGUGGUGUUGGUGGUGUUGGAGGUGUUGGCGGGGCUGGUGGUCUGUAUCCAGGGCAGGUGCCAGGAGCAGGAUAUGGAGCUGGAUCCAAAGCAGCUAAAUAUGGAGGUGUACCAGGAGGAGUACCUGGAGGUGUACCAGGAGGAGUACCUGGAGGAUUUCCAGGAGGUGUACCUGGAGGAGUUCCAGGAGGUAUACCUGGAGGAAUUCCAGGAGGUAUACCUGGAGGAAUUCCAGGAUUACCAUUUGUUGGUGGAUAUUCACCAGCAGCCAAAGCUGCUAAAUAUGGGUGGGGAGGCACAGGAGGACAGUUGGGAGCUGGAGGACAGGGAGGUGCAGGAGGACAAUUUGGAGCUGGUGGACUUGGAGGUGCAGGAGGACAAUUUGGAGCUGGUGGACUUGGAGGUGCAGGAGGACAAUUUGGAGCUGGAGGACAAUUAGGAACUGGAGGACAGGGAGGAGGUUAUCCUUCUGCUGCAAAAGCUGCUAAAUACGGACUUGGAGGCGCAGGAGGACAAUUGGGAGGUGGAGGACUUGGAGGUGCAGGAGGACAAUUGGGAGGUGGAGGACAAUUGGGAGGUGGCGGAUUUGGAGGUGCAGGACAAUUAGGAGGUGGAGGACAGGGAGGAGGUUAUUCUUCUGCUGCAAAAGCUGCUAAAUAUGGACUUGGAGGUGCAGGAGGACAAUUUGGAGCUGGAGGACAAUUAGGAGGUGGAGGACAAUUAGGAGGUGGAGGAUUUGGAGGUCCAGGACAAUUAGGAACCGGAGGACAGGGAGGAGGUUAUUCUGCUGCUGCAAAAGCUGCUAAAUACGGAGUAGGAGGACUGGGAGGAGCAGGAGGACUUGGGGGAGCAGGAGGACUGGGAGGCGCAGGAGGACUGGGAGGCGCAGGAGGACUGGGUGGAGCAGGAGGAUACUCUGCUGCUGCCAAAGCUGCUAAAUAUGGAACAGGGGGACUGGGAGGUGCAGGAGGAUUUGGAGGAGCCAGACUAGGAGGCACAGGAGGGUUUGGAGGAACAGGACCUGGGGGCACAGGACUGGGAGCAGCAGGAGGAUUAGGAGGUGGAGGAUAUUCUGCAGCUGCUAAAGCUGCUAAAUAUGGAGUUGGUACAGGGCUUGUUCCAAAUGCUGGAGGAGGAAUUCCUGCAAGAGUCCCAAUUUUACCAGGAUAUGGAUCUUUGGCAGCUGGUGCUAAACCUCCUAAAUAUGGAGUUUCAGGAGGAGCUGGAGGACUUGGUGGGGCAGGACAAUUUCCUGGUGUAGGCCUUGGUGGUGGUGGACAAUAUUCUGCUGCUGCAAAAGCAGCAAAAUAUGGAGUUGCAGGAGGAGCUGGAGUAGGGCUAGGAACUGGAGGACUUGGAGGGACAGGGGGAGCAGGAGGAUUUCCUGCUGGAGGACAAGGAGGUGGACAAUAUUAUGCUGCUGCAAAGGCUGCCAAAUACGGACUUCCUGGUGGAGCUGGGGUAGGGUUAGGAGCUGGAGGAGUUGGAGGUUUAGGGGGGGCAGGAGGACUAGGUGUUGGCCCCGGAGGUGGACAGUACUCUGCUGCUGCAAAAGCGGCUAAAUAUGGUGUUACAGGAGGAGCUGGAGUCGGGACAGGGGCAGGAGGACCUGGUGGAAUUGGACCUCAAGGUGGUGUCACUGGAGCAGGACUUGUGGUACCAGGAGCCACUCAAGGUUCAGAUGUCGGUGGCAUUCCAGAUGGUUCUGCUGUUUUGGUACCAGGUGGCACAGGUGUUCCUUUUAAACCAGAAAAGGAUGCAGGUCCUGGAGCAACUGCCAGACCAGUGCCCACAUCUAUUUCUGCAACUGGCAAAGCCCCAGAGGUCCCGCAGACCAGCAUUGCGGGUGGAAUUAUUCAGCCCAGUGCUGGCACCAGUGUUGGUGGAGCAGGUGUCGGGCCUUCCGGUGUCGGUACAACAGGCCAAGGUCAGCCUGUUGCACCAGGAGUCCAACGACCUGGAGCUUUUGGUGUUGGAACAGGUGGCAAAGCACCUAAACCCUUCAUACCAGGUACUGGAGUGGGUGUUGGUCCAGGCGGAGCUGGAUAUCCUUAUGUUGGACCUUAUGGACUCCCUUAUGGUGUUGGAACCGGUACUGGUACUGGAGCUCUACCUGCAGCUAAACCUUUGAAACCACCUGUGCCUGGAGCAGGAGGAGGAGGUGUAGGAAUCCCACUGGCGGCAGGAGGUUAUCAAGGGGGAUACUAUCCAUAUCUUCAUGGUUAUGGGCAGGGCGGUUUGGCGUAUCCCUCAAAUGUUGGACUGGGAGGUGCAGGUGGUGGAGCCAAACCACCAAAACCAGGUUAUGGUAAUCUUGGAGGUGGCGGUGGAUUUCAGCCAGGUGUGGGUUCAGCGGUACCUGGUUAUGGAGGAGGUUACCCCCAACAGUACUACCAAGGCGGAUACGUGCCAGCCCCACUGACUCCUCAACAAGCCAAAGCGGCCAAGUACGGUCCCCUGCAGGGCUUCUUUGGUGGUGCAGGAGGAGGAGGAGGAGGAGGAGGCUACAGAGGUGGAGUUGCAGGAUGCCAGGGCAAAUACUGUGGGAGGAGGAAGUAGAGGAACUCUUGAGAUCCAGUGUGACCCCAAGAAACCAUGGUGCUACUGCAUGAUCGAGAAUGUACAUUUUAUAUGCAAACAAACCCCAUUAGAAAUCAUGUAAAGAUGUUUUGUUUUUCAAACUUGACUUUAAAGUCUGUUUUUAUACAAAACCCACCGACCCAGAAUUUUGUACUUGUUCUGAUGUGAUGUAUGUUAUUGAUAGUGCCUUAAAACAUUAAGCUUUAUGUGCACCAGUCUAGUUACAAUACAAAGAGUGUUUGUGUCACUUUGUUUUUUGUGCAUUAAUGUGUAAGUGUGUUUAAUUGUACUGUUGUGCUUAAGACUGUCUGAACUAUUGGCUGCAAGUGUGACCUAUGAAUGACCACCCUAAAGCACUGUAACCUGUCGUCAGUGUCACAGCCCACGCUGUCUCACCUCGCUGUGUCAGAGGGGGGGUAGGGUUGGGCGAGGCUGGUCGAUAAUUUGAUGAUAUGUGGCCACUCUCAGCAUCGUUUCUGGCUCCCUGUCUUCUCUGCUGCUAUUUAUAGACAUGCUGGGAAUGAAGCAGCAGGAAUCAGGCUCAGGCCAACCCAUCUGCUCUCAGAAACUUUGCUGAUUCUCGUUGCUAUAGAGUUCGGUCUUUCUCAGUGUUUUUAGUGUUGGAAAACUUGUGAUGUAUGAAGAGCAGUUUGUGCUCUGAGCUGAAGACAAUCAAAAAGGGUUUCAUUCAUUACAGGAUGUUUAAAAACCAAGGGGAAAGCAGUGUUGCCAUUUAAUUCCGCAUAAAUUGGAAGUUAAUUUAGAUACAGCUCUGGCAUUUAUAUUAUGUUUGUAUCAAUGUUUAAUUGUGUGUCAUUGUCCUAAUGUCCAGUAUCAAGGUCUUUAGUCUGCUUGUAUUGUUUAGUCUUUUUUGCAGCAGUAGUUAUUUACAUGUACAUAACUUAUGUAACAUCUUGCAACAGCUUUGACUCAUAGCUAUUGUUAUCAGGAAUGUUUGGCCAUAAAAAAAGCGACCUUUGCUCCUGCAUUUAUUCAUUGUUUAGAUUUGUAAUAAAGGACAACACUUUGUGUAAUGGGUGUCUUUAUGUGAGACAUAAGCUCCCACAGUUCAUUGACUUGAGCUGCUUUUAAAAAAGGCGUAUUGACCAAAGGUUCAUGAGCGCUGUUGCAAACUUUUUCUGUAAUUGUGUACUGUAUUUUGUACUAAUUGUGAUGUUAGCUGGCCUCAGUUCCUUCACUUGGUGCUGUGUUAGAACUGUCUUUGAGCCUUGCUCGUCGUAUGUGCCGUGGGAUACUCUUCAUCUUUAUUUAAAAACUGUUUUUAGAAGGAGGAACGGUGUGGUUUUGCACUUUUUAUAUUUCCAUGACACACUUGACUUAUUCCCGAAUAUCCCGACAUUUUAUUUGCUUCUUUAAAUAACAAAAUAAAAUGUGUUUAAAGUCA
Molecule: messenger RNA, 5278 nt
Organism: Labrus bergylta (ballan wrasse)
Lineage: Eukaryota; Metazoa; Chordata; Actinopteri; Labriformes; Labridae
Source: RefSeq, a predicted model, not a curated record